AGCCCCACUUCCGGUGUCCUCCCUGCCGUCGGGAUGCGGCGGGGGAUCGUGGCUUCCCCGGGGCCCGCUUCGGCCCUCCUGGGUCGCUGUUUCCCGGGCCUGCCGCUCUUGGCGGCGCCGCGCCGCGGCCGGAAGUCCCGCACGGACCCCCCGGCCAAAUCCAAGCUCGGCCGGAUCAAGCUCCCGCCGCCCGUCGACCCGGCCGAGCUGCUGGUGGUGCAGGAGCGCUACCGCCACUAUCUGAGCAUUCUGCGGACGCUGAGGGCCGAGUUCAGACACGAGGUGGAGCAGCGACGCUACGCGGAGAAGUACGGCGACGUGGGGAAGCAGCGGAAGGAGGCCGCCAUGGAGGAGCAUCGGCAGCUGAUGGCCUUCAACGAUGCCGAGAACCGGCGUCUCCAGCAACGGAGGGAGGAGCGCCUCCGAAGGGAAGAGGCUGAAGUGAAGGAGCGGCGGCUGCGUGGAGACCAGAACAGGGCCCUGCAUCUGGAGAAACUGCUCGAGGAGAGGGAGAGAGAGGUGCUCCAGCUGCAGGAGGAAGCCAAAGACUUCGUCACCCUCGACAACCUGGAGGAGAAGAUCGAGGAGUGCUUGAACAAUCCCCGCAACUACAAUUUUGCCGUCGACAAGGACGGGCGGGUGGCCAAGCGGAGCGUUCUGUCUUAGGGGCCUCCCCAGAGAGUCGACCGUCUCUUCCUUCCAGACUCGGGAUAACAACAAACUCAGCAGGGUCGAUACCCCGGCCUCCAGAUCACCAGACCAGCUGAUGUCGAUUUGGGACUUUGUGUCGGGAGAACUUUUGCGGCUCCUCUUCACUGGGAGCUGUUGCUUUGCAGGAAUAA
Messenger RNA from Gekko japonicus, 842 nucleotides. It is a transcript of the gene MRPS26, whose product is annotated as mitochondrial ribosomal protein S26. The record is from RefSeq and is a predicted model, not a curated record. Lineage: Eukaryota; Metazoa; Chordata; Lepidosauria; Squamata; Gekkonidae. Gene Ontology annotation, cellular component: mitochondrial small ribosomal subunit. The transcript has 4 exons. Bases 34 to 666 code for a protein of 210 amino acids.